Messenger RNA from Erigeron canadensis, 2031 nucleotides. RefSeq names its product fasciclin-like arabinogalactan protein 17. The transcript is spliced from 4 exons. Bases 278 to 1684 code for a protein of 468 amino acids. Lineage: Eukaryota; Viridiplantae; Streptophyta; Magnoliopsida; Asterales; Asteraceae. The record is from RefSeq and is a predicted model, not a curated record.
UAAAAGCUUCUUCACGGGCCUUUGUCUCCCUUCCCUUCCCUUCCCCUCUCUCCUUAUUUUCCAAAACGACGCCACCUCUUUGUCGUUUCAUCUUCUAUCUCUCUCUCCACCUGCCUCCCCUUCACCACAACCCAGGAAAACCUACUGUGAAAACACAAACACACAUUUCAUAUUUCAUAUCUAUAGAUACAAAAAAAACCAAACACAAUACCAAAUAACAUCAUUGAAUCUUUGACAUAUUUGUCACAAGUUUUUUUAUUUUAUUAAAAAUAGCACCAUGGAUUAUCAGAUCUAUGGUGCAUUUACAACAGCUACAUUUAUUAUAUGUGUCAUGUUUUUGGUCCAAACUACUUUUACAACAACAAAUGCUAGUAGUGUUGCACCAUCUUCUGAUGACCCAAAUAUCAAAUCUAGUACGACCCAGAUCAACUCAAACUCAGUUCUUGUUGCACUUCUUGAUUCACAUUACACUGAGCUAUCUGAGCUAGUUGAGAAAGCCAUGCUGUUACAAACUCUAGAAAAUAUUGUUGCCACUAAGAAUGUUACUAUAUUUGCACCCAGUAAUGAAGCUUUGGAAAGACAUUUGGAUCCUGAGUUUAAACGGUUUUUACUUGAACCCCGGAACUUGAAAUCUUUGCAGAAUCUGUUGCUGUACCAUAUUGUUCCGGGUCGGGUCGGGUCGGAGGAAUGGGGUGGGUAUGAGACGCUGUGUGUUGAGGAAAGUGAGAAUUGGUUGGUGAUGAGUAGUGGAGAAGAAUCCGGGGAGAAAAUGGUGGGCGGGUUAGCGAAAGUGACCCGACCCGAUGAUGUGGUGAGACCCGAUGGGUUGAUUCAUGGGAUUGAGAGGUUGUUGGUGCCUAGAUUGGUGCAAGAAGAAUUCAAUAAGAGGAGAAGUUUGAGUUCGAUUUCUGCGGUUUUGCCUCAAGGAGCUCCGGUUGUGGAUCCCCGGUUGAAGAAACCAGCUAGCCCGGUUCCCGCCGGAGCUCCACCGGCCUUGCCGAUUUAUGACGCGAUGGCUCCGGGGCCGUCGCUUGCCCCGGCUCCAGCGCCCGGACCUGGUGGGGCCAAACACCACUUUGAUGGAGAAAGCCAGGUUAAAGAUUUUAUCCAAACCCUGCUACAUUAUGGUGGCUACAACGAAUUAGCGGAUAUUUUGGUGAAUUUAACAUCAUUAGCUACGGAAAUGGGGAAAUUGGUGUCAGAGGGUUAUGUGUUAACGGUGCUGGCACCAAAUGACGAAGCUAUGGCUAAACUAACGACAGACCAGCUGAGUGACCCCGGUGCGCCUGAGCAGAUCAUUUAUUAUCAUUUGAUACCCGAGUAUCAAACUGAAGAGAGUAUGUAUAAUGCUGUACGGCGGUUCGGUAAGGUUCAGUAUGAUACAUUACGGCUGCCUCAUAAGGUGGUUGCAGAGGAGGCUGAUGGGUCAGUGAAGUUCGGUUCGGGAGAGGAGUCAGCGUAUUUGUUUGAUCCGGAUAUAUAUACAGAUGGUAGGAUAUCGGUGCAGGGUAUUGAUGGGGUUUUGUUUCCGAUCGAGCAAACGGUGGAGAAGCCUUCCAGCGAGGUUGUUCCACCUGUGCCAGCGAAAGUUGUGGCUAAGCAAAAUAGAGGGAAAUUAUUGGAAGUGGCAUGUUCGAUAGUUGGAGCAUUUGGACAAGAUUCUCAAUUUACAAGCUGUCAUUAAGACAUAGAUAUAUAUUUUCCAACAAUUCAAGAAAAUGGAUUAAAACUGGAAAAUAGAACAGCCACAUAGCCACACACUCAAAGAUUUCUGAAAGGAAGGUGUCCAGAUAUAUAGCAAAAACAGAUAUUAAAAGGGUUAGCAGAUGGAUGUUGCAGCUUGCAUUCAAGGAAGUUUCCCUGUUUAUUUUUUUCUAUAUGAUAAUUCUUUUACAUAUUUAUCUUGAUAUAUUUUUGGGGUCUGUGUUUCUAAGAUUACUGUAAUUACUACUACUACUAGCAGAAGUGGUUUUUUGGUUUGCUUUUGGAAACACAUUAUUAUGCAAAUACAUAAAAUCAUUUGUACAACAA